Ogataea parapolymorpha DL-1 is the source of this 1158-nucleotide messenger RNA. RefSeq lists its product as uncharacterized. Bases 1 to 1158 code for a protein of 385 amino acids. The record is from RefSeq and is a predicted model, not a curated record. NCBI's taxonomy places the organism in Eukaryota, Fungi, Ascomycota, Pichiomycetes, Pichiales, Pichiaceae. The transcript has a single exon.
AUGCCGACCGCCUAUCCUCAUCCACAAAAACACCUUGGUCACGCCGUCAACUACCUCACCGGCAACCAUGAAUAUGAUAUUCCUAAAGAAACCGUUGACGGAGAGAUUGCUCAACUCCGUGAACGCCUAGAGAGCAAGCCAUCUUUCAAUCCCAACCUUACUUUUGAUCCUGAAAAACACCUGAUCAAAGACCCAAGCGCCAAGGUUCUCUCGCUUGACGACUUGAAGAUCAAGAAAACCCGUGCUGCGCCAGUAUGCGACUUUGCCGCUACAUAUCCGUUUCCCCUGCUGACGCAGGAGGCUGUGGAUAUGGUGCUCUGGGAGGCUUUGCGUCCGGAAAUUGUUGAAAAAUACGGCCGUCUUCCUAACCUCGCCAAAAGUGCUACCCGUCUCGAUUUCCACGUUGGCGGCCACUGCAGUCGCUGGGCUCCAUUUACACAGGCCCUAUGGAACAGCUCUGAGCUGAGAGAAAUCCUCGAAAGCUUCACAAAAGUGAAAAUGAAGCCGUUAUUUAGUGCGGGUCAUUUUAAUUUCUCACUAGCAGAAAAGGACGCAACAGAGCCUCCAAGAGAAGAACUUCUCAAGAAAUAUAGCGAGCAGAGCAACGGCGACGACGUGCCAUCAUCUCUUGGAAUGCAUUACGACUCGUCGACAUUUGCUCUUGUUAUUAUGGCUGAGCUGGACGAGAAUGCUAUUGGCGGCGAGACGGGCAUUGUCACAGGCGACAACAAGUUUGUGCGCGUGCCAGACCCAAAGGUGGGCUCUGCAACGCUGAUCCAGGGCAUGGUGCUCAAACAUGUGGCCACUAAACCGGUCUCAAAUUCCAACCGUGUGACUGCCGUUGCUGGCUUCUGCGUGGCAGGCCCUGAAAAGCUGGAUAACAGUCUUUUGACCAGUGUGAAGCCAUCAAUUCUCCCUCGUCAAAACUACAACGAGUUCUACAAUGACUGGGUGCAGUUCCGGCUCACAAACCUGGCUGAGCACAUUUUGCACUACCGUGAGCAGCUCAAGACCGGCGAGCAGUUUGACCAGAGAGAUUUUAUUGCGCACUGUCAGGAAAUGGAGUCGUACCUGCACAAGUGCUGGGACGAGAUGGAGGCUCAUUACAACCCUCCAUAUCCACCAAAAGAGUUUCACAUCUCUUAUGAUGAACUAUGA